Messenger RNA from Prunus mume (Japanese apricot), 1679 nucleotides. It is a transcript of the gene AGL30, whose product is annotated as AGAMOUS-like 30. Gene Ontology annotation, molecular function: cis-regulatory region sequence-specific DNA binding; protein dimerization activity; DNA-binding transcription factor activity, RNA polymerase II-specific. Gene Ontology annotation, biological process: positive regulation of transcription by RNA polymerase II. The record is from RefSeq and is a predicted model, not a curated record. NCBI's taxonomy places the organism in Eukaryota, Viridiplantae, Streptophyta, Magnoliopsida, Rosales, Rosaceae.
UCUCCUAUUGGCUGGCUGGCCAAUCUCUCUCUCUCUCCCUCUCUCUGUGUCCGAACAUUUCAGACGUUUCGAUUAUGUUUUUCUAAACUCUCUGUUUCAUUUCCUCUUCUGGGCUUUUCAAUCUUUGGGACUGUCAAAGAGGGGGAUUCAAGAGUGAAAUUGGGGCCGAAGGUACAGGAUGGGAAGGGUAAAGCUAAAGAUAAAGAGGUUGGAGAAUACAAAUGGGCGUCAAGCAACUUAUGCUAAAAGGAAGCAUGGCAUCAUGAAAAAGGCUAAUGAAUUAUCUAUACUCUGUGACAUAGAUAUUGUUCUUCUCAUGUUUUCACCAACCGGAAAGCCUUCUUUAUGCAGUGGAAAACGCAGUAGCAUUGAAGAGGUUAUAGCAAAGUUUGCUCAACUAACUCCACAGGAAAGAGCCAAAAGGAAACUGGAAAGCCUCGAAGCACUGAAGAAAACAUUCAAGAAGUUGGAUCAUGACGUGAAUAUACAAGAGUUUUUGGGUACAAGUUCUCAAACAAUCGAGGAUCUGACUAACCAGUCUAGGUUAUUGCAAACCCAACUUUCCGAAAUAAAAAAGAGACUAAGCUGUUGGUCUAGCCCUGAUAAGAUCACCAGUGUAGAACAAUUGGGGCAAAUGGAAGAUUCAGUAAGAGAAUCGCUUAACCAGAUUCGGACACAUAAGGAAAACCUACAAAAGCAGCAACUUAUGUCGUUAGAGUGCACUAGUCAGUUCCAAAAUGGGUUGCAUAUACCUUUCAGCAUGAAUGCUGAGCAACAGCUGCAGCCUUUGUCAUGGAUUCCGACUAAUGAAAGCCGGCAUAUGGUUUUACCGGAGGACCCAAACUUGCUUCCCCAUAGGGAUAUGGAAUGCUCUGCAAGUUCCUCCUUUGGGAGUUAUUCUGGUUACCUUGGUACAGGAAAAAGUUCAGAGAUUUCUACUUCUGGGCAAGAAAAUGGUAUUCUUAAUGACUUAAGUAGAACUGCACCGCUGAGGCUACAGCUGGGUGGGCAAUUUCCUUACCUGCCGUACAAUCUCAAUAUGCUGACUGACACGAAAUUCCAGCCACCAGCAGAAAUGAGUCCUCAAGAAAACCCUGUGGAGUAUCAUGUUAAUGGAAGCUUUGAAGCUCCUAGACCCGAGUUUUACCCUACUCAGCAUAGUUGGGCCUCUACAUCUGGUCCUUGUGCUGUUACCAUGUUUGAUGAGCAUUUAUAUUCCCAGUCAAACUGAGGUUGAGUGAUUUUGUCGUUCAUCCGCUGAUGGGGAGUUGCUGGAGAAAUCUGUUUGAGUGCUUGAGAAGUUUACUCAUCCAUCAAGGUUUUCACAAUCAUAAUUUUUGCCGUGGAAAUAUAGAAGGCAACCCACUGAGUGUACAGCACGGGUUCAACACAUAACGGCCUUGUCAUUAGUCCCUUGCCAGAAGGAACGAUGGUGCUGACGCCCAACAAUGAAACACCAAAAUCUAAUGAGAGAUCUUCUGUGUGGUUAUUAUAUAUGAUAUAGGUUCUGUUGAGUUUCUUUUUGCCCUCCUCCCCCCAAUUCUUGACCGUCAAGGUUGCUAGUGGCAGUUUAGGAUGCUGCCUUCCCUUGCUCCCUCUCAGUAAACUGAGCUGUAAAUAAAAGUACAUACAACAAUAUAGUAUAAAAGCAUAAACAUAUUGGAAAAAUUUGUCAACAA